This is a messenger RNA of Colletotrichum paranaense, 3381 nucleotides long. RefSeq names its product glycosyl hydrolase family 18. Bases 1 to 3381 code for a protein of 1126 amino acids. The record is from RefSeq and is a predicted model, not a curated record. Gene Ontology annotation, biological process: carbohydrate metabolic process. The transcript has 8 exons. Lineage: Eukaryota; Fungi; Ascomycota; Sordariomycetes; Glomerellales; Glomerellaceae. Gene Ontology annotation, molecular function: chitin binding; hydrolase activity, hydrolyzing O-glycosyl compounds.
AUGUUUCCACUCACUCUUCUUUACGCCUUUAUGGCAGCCAUUCCUUUCCUCAUCUCAGCCGUUCCUUUAGACUCUAACAAUCACGUCGCGCCUAUCACUCCUUAUUCAAUUCCUUCUCUUGAACACCUUCUUACCGGACGAGCCCUUCCGACUGGCACAUGCAAUGCAGACACUCCAUGUGAGAAUGCGGCUUGCUGUGGUACCAAUGGGCUUUGCGGCUACUCUCCAACAGAGUGUGGCAAGGGCAAUUGCACAUCAAAUUGUGAUGCCAAAGCUCAAUGUGGACAAUACGGCAAAGAAGGCUCUCAGGAAUGCCCCUUGAGUGUCUGCUGUUCUGAGUUUGGGUUCUGUGGUUCUACAAGUGAUUUCUGCGGUAAAGGCUGCCAAAAGGAUUUCGGCGGUUGUGGAAAUGUCACAAGACCAUCCUGUUCAGGCAAUUCUGUCUCUAAGCGCACAAUUGGUUACUAUGAGGGAUGGUCCAACACUCGCAGUUGCCAAGCAGUUUCGCCGGAGGACCUCAACCUCAACGGAUUCUCUCACAUCAACUUUGCUUUUGCAUUCUUUGAUCCACAGACUUUCCAGAUUGCUCCCAUGGACACCGAGACUGGCAAGCUUUACAGCCGAUUCACAGCACUGAAGAAGAACAACGCCGGAUUAGAGGCCUGGAUCUCUGUUGGUGGAUGGUCAUUCACCGACCCCGGAGCUACCAGGACAGCCUUCAGCGACAUGACGAGCACAUCUGGUAACAGGCAGAAGUUCAUCUCUGGCCUGAUUGACUUCAUGGAGCACUAUGGUUUCGACGGUGUUGAUCUUGACUGGGAGUACCCUCAAGCCGACGACAGAGGCGGCGUCACAGCAGACAAGAAGAACUACGCUCUUCUUACGAAAGAGCUCAGGGCUGCUUUUGGCUCACGCUACGGAAUUUCAAUGACGCUGCCGACGUCAUACUGGUAUCUUCAGCACUUUGAUCUUGCAUCUAUUGCAGCAGAUGUCGAUUGGUUCAACUUCAUGGCUUAUGACUUGCACGGAACUUGGGACGCUGCGUCCAAGUUCGUCGGACCUUACCUUGCACCUCAUACUAAUGUUACUGAGAUCGAUAUGGGCCUCGAUCUCCUAUGGAGAGCUGGCGUGAAGCCUGCCAAGGUCAUACUUGGCCUCGGGUGGUACGGACGCAGCUUCACGCUUUCUGAUCCCUCUUGCAAUAAGCCCAACGGCGUGUGCCAAUUCUCUGGUGGUGCCUUGGCAGGGCAAUGUUCGAAUGCAUCGGGCAUCUUGACCCUGCAAGAGAUCAAUGGAGUCAUUGACUACAACGGCGUAAAGCCCGUAUGGGACAAGGACGCCAUGGUGAAAUGGAUUACCUGGGAUGACAACCAGUGGGUCUCGUACGACGACGACGACACCUUUGAACAGAAGCGCAAGUUUGCCAACUCCCGCUGCUUGGGAGGCACAAUGGUCUGGGCCAUGGAUCAAAGGGACCAGGGAGAAGACAAUGGAUUGGCUCCCGCUUCCGGUGUCACCACUGGUCAGCAAGAAGACGCCCAGGAAAUGGCUCAAGGACUGGUCGCCGGAGUGUCAUGUUACACGACAGAUUGCGGAGCGAGCUGCAAGAAGGGCACUAAUCCGGUCACCCAGAUGAAUGGGCAGCCCGGAAUGCUCUCAACCAGUGAUCGCUGCGACAAAAAUAAGUAUCGCACGCUCUGUUGCGAUGACGGCACGACUAUGGGCACUUGCAAGUGGCGCGGCUAUCGCGGUUUAGGUCUGUCAUGCAUGGGUGGCUGUGAUGAUGAAGAGACCGAGGUCCUCCAGGAUACGAACAACCACAGCAAGAAUGGCGACCAGACGUGCACUGGUGGUAUUCAGAGUUACUGCUGCAAGGGCUUUGAAUCAGCUCCAACGAAAGAAGAGCUAGAGGAGGAAGCCAAAGAAAAGGCCGAGGAGUUGGCCGAAGAAGCGGCUGAACAAGCAGCUCUCGACAUUGCAGCCAAGGCUUUCUGUCGACUCGCUAUUCCUGCUCUCUUAGCACCCUUGGAGUUGAUUGAGGCUGCGAUCCCGAUCAUUGGCGAAAUUCUGGAUAUUGCUGAGAUCGCCGCGACUCCAGCCCUGAUUCAACUUUGUACCGAUGGCAUUGAGAAAGAAGGCAAAGCGGUAUUCAAGGUUUUCGGCAAGGAACACUCCGUUUCGUUCAACAAGCCAUCCAAGACAGUGUCACGACCGCCAAAGUCUACUCAUUCACCGGCAAAGACCUCUUCGUGUCCUUCAAACGCGAAACGUGCGGAUGAUGGGAGACCCUGCAAGAGACAAAAGCGUUACAUGACAUCUCAUCGAACCAGUGAAAUUGUAGUCUCGACGAGCAAGCUUCCAGGCAACGGCUACAAGAUUCCUUGCAAUGGUAAUGGGGGCGUCUAUCCGGAGGCUUGCAAGAACUACAAGUCCAUUGUGGACAAUUACCCCCAGUACAAGACCAUCACCUGCCCUUACCGCAAGAUCGACGACAAGAAACGCCCAAUCACAGGAGUCUUCAACCAACAGCGGUCGACAGCCCUCUGGGAUCCCGUCAUCAAUGCGCCUAACGGAUGCUCCCCAGACGAAUACCCGCCAGCGGUCAUGGCACCUGUGAACGAUGGGUACAGCUUGCUCACCUCCAUGAUCAAGGAUGGUGAUACAGAGGUACGCAGAUUGCUCAGUGCGAAGCCACCCUCGGUAGAUGGACAGAUGGUUCGCUAUCUCGAUCUGGUCGACAACCGGGAAGCCGGAAAGAUCUUCGACAAGUGCCGUCAGCCGCCUGUGGCCAGUGAUAUGCAUCAAACCGUCACCGUCAUCAAUCCAGAUGCCCGAGUGCCCAUUGAGUGGCAUCUGACAAAGGUGGCACUUUCACGUCUCGUUUGGGAGCUAGACUUUGAUGGUCUCCCUGAUGACUCUAACGAUUACGGUAUCGCGAACAACAUCUGUGUGCCAACGAUCAACGGAGUGAAGCACCCUGGCUACGCUCUCCUCAACGAGGAUGACUACUUUGAUACGCACGCCGCAGAGGCAGCGCUGAGAGCUACCUGGCCCAAUGGUCCGGCACAAAAGCGUUGGGUUGAGCCAGCAGGCUUAGUGGUGGAGGGCGUUAACUCUACCAGGGUGGCAACUCCAGAGGAGCUGCGCGAUCACCUUGGCUUCGAUGAAUGCACAGAUAGUAGUUGCUCACGAGAGAUUGAGAAGCUAAAGGAUGUCGCUAGAACGUUCAGGGACAAGGCCGAGCAGGCGGCCAAUUCGCCCGCUGAAGCGCCGGCACCUGAGCCAACGCCUGUCCAUGAACACAGCGUCGUCCAAGCCCUUCCUCCGAGCCAACCUGGGCGGUCGUUUGACUCUGAUAUUCCUAUGUAUACAGGCAUCUGA